Molecule: messenger RNA, 1238 nt
Organism: Corticium candelabrum
Lineage: Eukaryota; Metazoa; Porifera; Homoscleromorpha; Homosclerophorida; Plakinidae
Product: TNF receptor-associated factor 4-like
Exons: 1
Coding region: 139-1170 (343 amino acids)
Molecular function (GO): protein binding; zinc ion binding
Source: RefSeq, a predicted model, not a curated record
UGUGUGUAGGACGAAAUUGGAAACAGCAAAUACUUUUCCCAACAAUUCACUGAAAAGAGAAACACUGGACUUGAGGAUCAAAUGUUGUUUCCAUGAGAAAGAGGAUGCGUGUGGACUGGUGAACUAAGAGAUGGUGAGAUGCAUGACAGAGAAUGUCAGUAUGUGGACGUUGCUUGUGUGAAUGGAUGUGAGCAACUAGUAAUGCGAAGAAACAUGGAUAAUCAUGUAGCAAAUCAGUGUCCUCAACGACUGAUCUCUUGCAAGCAUUGUAACAUCAUUGUGAAACAAGUAGAAAUGGAAGAUCAUUAUGAAGAGUGUGACCAGUUUCCUAUAGACUGUACAUACAAGUGUGGCAUGAUAGUACAAAGACGUCGAAUGGAAUAUCAUAUUGGCAGGCAGGAAACAUGUUCAAAGAGUCUUCUUGAUUGUGAUUUCAAAGACAAUGGCUGUCAAUUUCAAGGAUAUCGUCAUGAUUUAUGCAAACACGUUGAAAACAACAUUGGUUUGCAUCUUAGUUUGAUUGCUAGUGCACUGAAAGAAACAAAGGAGAAAUCAGCAGCUAGUGAACUGAAAUUAAAACACAAACUGAAUAAUGCAAAAGGAGAACUAAAAGCUACUAAAGAUGAACUGGAAGAAACUAGAAAAGAACUGACCGUAGCUACAGCAAAAAUUUCUGAAGAGAUCCAUAGAAGGUGUCUGUCUCUUUCACCACAGAUACCAGAAGAAUUUUUGUACACUUGCACUAUAACAAAUUGGCAUGAGAAGAUGAAACCUUUAGACAACGAUGUGCUGUGUAGCAAGCCAUUCUACGUUCAUCCUGGGUAUCACUUGUGUAUUAACGUUUAUCCAAACUGUGAGAAUGCUGACAGCAGAGGUUAUCUUGGUCUAUAUCUAUUUUCAACUAAUGGUGAUUUUGACUAUGAAGUCAAAUGGCCAUUUCCCUUUUCUUGUGACUUAAAACUUAUAGACCAACAAGUUGCGAGGAAAAAUAUUUGCAAGGAAUUAUCACCACCAUAUGGAAAUGCACUGACAUCUUCUACAUGUGGUAUCGAUUCUGGUUAUAGAAAAUAUGUUUCUCAUGAGAUAUUGCAGUCACGUUGUUACAUCAAAAAUAAUUCAAUUUGCUUACAACUGCAGGUUCAUCUCAAGAUUAGAGAUGAUCAUGACUGACAAAUGCAAUGUUUGAACUUUAUACUGAUGCUGUUUAGUUGCUUUGUUACUACUAGAGGAUGGGUCUA